Messenger RNA from Lepus europaeus (European hare), 2052 nucleotides. It is a transcript of the gene USHBP1, whose product is annotated as USH1 protein network component harmonin binding protein 1. The transcript is spliced from 13 exons. Bases 73 to 2052 code for a protein of 659 amino acids. Lineage: Eukaryota; Metazoa; Chordata; Mammalia; Lagomorpha; Leporidae. The record is from RefSeq and is a predicted model, not a curated record.
CCAGGCCUGAGCCGCGGGCAGUGGCCAGAGUGACCCCGAGAGUGUCCAGGGACCCGGGGCUCCGAUCCAGCAAUGAGUUCCCGGGCGACGAGGCCACGCAGCCGGCGAGGGAGGCAAGCCCCGCCCGGCGAACUGGACCCGGUGGCCGAGAGCUCUGAGGAAGCAGAAGCGGCCGGGGGCAACGCCAAGCCCCGGGCUGCGGCCCCGCGGGAGAGCAGCAGGUGGGCGGCGGCUGGGCCGCACCUGGCCGGCAGGACGGCCAAGGAGGCCGAUGGAGCGGCUUCAGCGCCCGCGGCGGAUGCACCUGCGGGGACGGCGGACCUCAGUGUAUUUCAGAGCCUGCAACGCGCUCUGAGCUCCCUGGAGGCGGCUGCAGCCGCCUGGCGCCGCCGGCCGGCAGAGGGCGCAGGCGCUGGGGGCCCGGGCCCCUCCGCAGAGCAGGAAGGGGCCGAGGGCGGCGCGCGGGAGGCGGCGCGGCUGGCCGAGAAGAACGCCUGGCUGCGGCUGGCCCUGGAGAGCCGCGAGGACGAGCUGGGCCACACGCGGGCCGCCCUGCGGGCCCUCGAGGCCGAUAAGGAGACGCUGCAGAGAGAGGUCCAGGAGCUACAGGACGCUCUGAUGAGGCUGGAACCCCUGUCUCCGCGUGCCCACAGCCACGCCGGAGGCUCAGGGAGCGGUUCUAGCAGCUCUGGGGCGGACGGGGAGCCCUGGGGGGGUCAGGACUCCCUCUCCCUGGCUCACCCACUGCUCCGGCGCAUCCGGAGUGACUCCAGCAUGCACAUCCUGGGCUCUCUCCCUGUGCGACCCCUGGCCCCUGAGAUGCAGAUCCUGGAGGCCCAGAUGGAACAGCUCCGCGGAAAUAUCGAGAAGCUCAAAUGCUUCAACCGGCUGCUGCUAGCCGUGCUGCAAGGGCGCAAGGGCCGGUGUGAGAGCCUCAGCAUGCAGCUGAGCCAGCGGGAAGCUGAGGCUACAGCCCUGCGACUGGCCCUGCAGGACAGUGAGCACCGUGAGGCCGUGUGCGCGGCUCUCCUGGCCCUGCGUGAGGCCUGCUCUGGAGCGGGGGACUUGGAGGCCGCCGAGAGGGAGGCGUGGUGGCUGCUGGCCCAGGAGGAGGGUGGCACAGACGCCGCGGCCCCGCGGAAGGCACAGCCAAGCCCAGAGGGCAGCAGUGUGGAUAAACCCACGCCACAGGAAGUGGCCGCCCUGCUGCAGGGCUAUGCCCGGCGUCUGCGGCAGCGCCAGGCUCUGGUGAAGACCCCCCCAGAGCCGGGCCCCACCGUGGAGCCCACGCCCACCAUGCCACACGCAGAAGCCAUGGUGCAGGCCAUGCUGGAAACCCAGCCCGGCCUGGCCCUGCCGCGCUUGGAGAAGAUGGAGAUACAGAGGGAACUGGUGGCCACACGGGAGACCCUGGCGGACCUCAUGUUGCAGCUGCAGCUGGUGCGGCGGGAGAAGCGGGGCCUGGAGCUGCGGGAGGCCGCGCUGCGCGCCCAGGGCCCCGCCCACGCACUGCUGCUGGAGCAGCUGCAGUGGGAGCGCGCGCAGCUGGGAGCCGCGGGGCCCCACAGCGGCGCGGGGGAGAGCAGUGGGGCGGGCAGCGAGGAGGAGGAGGAGGAGGAGGAGGAGCGGCCCCAGGGUCCUCCUGCUGUCCCCAACGCCACCAAGGGAGGCCAGGUGGGCAGGGCGUGGGACCCGGAGAGGUUAGCCCAGGAGCUGGCCGCGUCGCUCGCCAGGGCCACGGAUCUUCGUGCUCAGCUGCGGGCUUUGUGGCGGGAGCUGGAGCAGGUGGCUCAGAAGGGGCGCGUCCGGCGAGCUCAGAGCGCCGAGCUGAACAGCGAUCUGUGCAAGGCGCACAGCGCCCUGGUCCUGGCGUUCAGAGGCGCCCACCGGAAGCAGGAGGAGCAGCGGCGCAAGUUGGAGCAGCAGGUGGCAAUCCUGGAGGCCCGGCAGGCGGAGGAGUUGGCAGCGCUGGAAGCCACGGCCCGGGCGCUGGGACAGCCCGGGUGCCCCCGCCCGCCUCCUCCCCCCCAGCUUGGGGAGACCUUGCUGUAG